GAUUUCGUGGUUUGGUGCUUCGAUGUACAGAAACAGAAGCAAACAGAGGAGGAAUGAGAGCGACGAAGAAGGUGAGAGAGCGAUUUGGCCGCUUUUUCUAUCGGUUCCCGGAGGGAGAAUCCGCCGCCGACGUCUUCGAUCGAGUCUCAAGUAUGUUUCUUCAGGAGAGGGUGGAAACUGGAAUAUAGGAGGCCCUUCUACUGAUUCGAACCCAUGGGGCAGUAAGCCUACAUCUGACGUCUGGGUAAGCCUUGAACUUGAUAUUGCUGUCCUUCUGUCGUCUCUUUGCUUUGUGUUCUUCCAUAAUUCUCUGUGUUUUCUCGAGUCUCUAUGGAGAGACAUCGACAUGAACAUACUACACAUCAACCCGUCUCAUGAGCUAAACUUUGUGAUUGUCUCACACGGCUUGACAUCGCGUGUCUUUCUGAUGAAAUGGUUCAAGUGGACUGUGGAACAGUUCGAGGGACUAAACAAUCCGGGGAACAGUGAGAUCAGAGUUAUGGAAUUAGGACAAGGCGGUGAUUACAGCUUGGCAAUUAAUCAGAUUGUGUAUACGAUUUUAAGGAGACAUAGGAGCAGAUGAAGAGGCAUUCAACGUAGAGGAGAUUUAUGGAGAUGGAAGAAAAGGUCCAACGUAGAGGCUCACAUCAAGCUUUUUAUGGGCUGAAACAAGUGAUGAAGAUCCAUGGGCCAAUAAUUAGGAAAAGAAACAAAUUUUUUGUAU
Arabidopsis arenosa is the source of this 724-nucleotide messenger RNA. Lineage: Eukaryota; Viridiplantae; Streptophyta; Magnoliopsida; Brassicales; Brassicaceae. The record is from the annotation of a GenBank genome assembly.